Molecule: messenger RNA, 2791 nt
Organism: Sardina pilchardus (European sardine)
Lineage: Eukaryota; Metazoa; Chordata; Actinopteri; Clupeiformes; Clupeidae
Product: transmembrane protein 169-like
Exons: 3
Coding region: 425-1300 (291 amino acids)
Source: RefSeq, a predicted model, not a curated record
UACGUUCGAGCUAAGAUUCGGUGGAAAUGAGGUCAGCAGAGUAAACGUGGUGUUUUUCUUCCAGGUAAAUAUUCAUGCUUCGACGCGAUCAAAAUAAAUAGCCUACAUCGCGUUCUAAAGUACAGUGAUGUUCCGAAACUACAUUUUUUUUGUCUAGCUGAGAUUACUUGGCAGGUGCAAUGACUUAAUGCACCAGCCUUGGUAAAUUGUUUAAGCUCUAUUUGGAUUUCCAUACCUGGAUGGAUAUAAUUACGCAUGCAACACAUGAGUCUUUCGCGUAUGUUUCUGAAAUCUUUCUGGUCGUUCCUUUCCCCUGAGACAGUAGUGUUGCUGCGAUAUUCUAAAAGGAGGGGCUUACGCGCGCGCCUUGCUCCCGAAAACAGGAAUCACCGGGGUGGGGUGUGACCCGUAGCACUGAGUCGGCAUGGAGCAGGACGAGUGCCCCGCGGAGGGAAACCCAGUGACCUCUCAGGCGAGGUCGUCAGCAGAAGAUGAGGGCACGGCGACACGGAGGAAGAGGAGGAAGAAGAAGGAGCAAAUGGAAUCUAUCAUCGUGUACCGCUCGGAGGCAGAGGACCAGGAUGAGGAUGGAGCAGAGACUGGCCUAGGGGAAGAGGGCAAUGUCACUAGCGACAUUGCUGAGGAAGACACCUGGAGCAUGCCCCCAGACAGCCGCUACGUCACCCUGACGGGCACCAUCACCCGAGGCAAGCGGAAGGGUCAGAUGGUGGACAUCCACGUGAGCCUGACCGACAAGGAGCUCCGCGAGAUGGCGCGCUCCAAGGAGCGCCUGGACGCUGAGUGCGAGGAGGCGGCUGCGGUGGCGGCCGCCGGAGGCUGGGGGCGGCGGCCCUGCGCGGUGGGCCCCGGUCAGGGCCCUCACGUGGUGCUGUGGAGCCUGUCCUGCCUGCCCGUGGUCUUCCUCCUCUCCUUCAUCAUCUCGUUCUACUACGGCACGCUCACCUGGUAUAACGUGUUCCUGGUGUACAACGAGGAGCGGACAUUUCUCCACAAGGUCACCCUGUGCCCGGUGCUCAUCCUGGCCUACCCGCCUCUAAUCGUGGUGCUGUCCCUGUGCAUGGGGCUGUACGCCGCCAUGGCGCAGCUCUCCUGGGUGUUUGCAGAGUGGUGGCUGGCCGUAAGGGACCUGGAGAAGGGCUUCUGUGGAUGGGCCUGUGGCAAGCUGGGCCUGGAGGAUUGUGCCCCCUACAGUGUGGUGGAGCUACUCGACUCGGACACUCUAUCCGGAAAUCUGCAGUUGAAGAGGGUAGAUGAGGCUGAUCAGGUGUCCUCUGUCUGAUCUUGUGAUCAAGCUCAAAGUUUUGUGUGUGCUGGUGUGAAUGAGAAGGCCAUACAAGCAUCGCUAUCCAGGUGCUAUCCAAAGGCAUGAAGAGACACUGCUGUGGACGGGCUGGAAGAAAACCUGGGCCUUGAGGACUGUGUCCCUUAUAAACCACUGAAGUUCGCCUACAAAAAAAGCUGCCAUCUUUGAAAUCCGGUAUCUAGUGAUUUUUCCUAUGGGAAAAUAACAUGGGGAUUUUGUAUUAUCGCACCUGUUAAACUCUUGCGGGGAUGAAAAAAUCUUAAAUGCAGAUGUUUUUGCUCUGGGGUAGCAAAAAUCAAAGUCUGCUGCCUUCAUGUACCGGCCUUCACUGUCAUCCCCGCGAGAGUUUAACAGAUGUGAUCAUUCCAAAUCCCCAUGUUAUUUUCUCAUUGUAAAAAUAUCAAGAUAUCUCCUUAUAUGGGCAAAGAUGGUAGCUUUUUUGUUGGCGAACUUCAGAAAUGGGGUAGAAAUGUGUGACUCAGAAACUGGGAAAUCAUAUGUUGUCUGAUCAUGUGAUCGAGGCUUUCUGGAGAGAGACUGUGUGAUCGAGGCUUUCUGGAGACUGUGUGUGUGUGUGUGUGUGUGUGUGUGUGUGUGUGUGUGUGUGUGUGUGUGUGUGUGUGUGUGUGUCUCAGUUUAAAGUUAGACACUAAUUGCUACAUUUGAUCUCAAUCACAUCACACAUGCAACAGACCUUGUAAAUGUUAAAUCUGAACUUGAAACCAUCACAGGCUUUUGAAAGGACCUUACAGAGAGCCACAGAAAUGCCUCACUUUUAGAGACAAGGCUUUGGUCAGCGUGCAUUCACAUCUCACUGUACCAUGGACAUAGGUGGUUGUCCUACAAUACCUGUCCGUAAUGUGUCUACUGUCUUUACUGCAUGGUUAUAUUUCACUUACACCCUCACAAAAUAACAAACAAAGGAAAUCCAUCGGUGUUCUUUACUUUGAAUUAGGACACUUUCCUCAGGCUAAAUUCCUGAAGUUGCAUUGACUUUGCCGCAGCCAUCAGAAAAGGAAAGAAGUCCCUGGUGCAGUGUAGGACUACAGUUUUAAGUGCAAAUGUAAGUGGUCUUAAGUUAGGAAGUUAAACGUAUCACAUAUUUCUGUCUUCUACACAGCUCACAAGUGUGACCUCAAUUAUACUUAGUGCUUUUUUAAAUUGAUUUUUUUCUAUUGCAAAUAGUUAGUGAUUCAAAAUGAAAGGAAGCACCUCAUUGCUGUAAUUGUAGCUUGUAAUAUCUGACAAAGCCUUUCAAGCUUUUUGUGUUGUGUAAUGAAAGGGGAUGAAGAACAGAUGAAAAACAAAUAAUAUGAGCAGAAUGGAAAUGAGAUGAAUUAAUGUCAUGAUGACUUACAAACUUGUUUGGAUAAUAAUGUGGGGUUGGUUAAUUGACAGCACAUGAGUCACACUGCACUUUCAACAGACGUGAAAAAAAUAAAAUGAAUAUGAUAAAUGAUAUCUUGG